CUUUAAAAUACUGCACCUCUGUCCUGUCACUUUGUAAAGAUUAGUGCCUUUAGUCGGUUUGCUUCUUUCCGUCCAUGUAGAAACCCCACAGUAAGACGUUCAUGCAUAACGGUCCGUUAUGUUGUCCUUUGUUUGCCACAGAUGUGGGACAAACCAGUUGGAGACCUGCCGCGUUCCCGUGUGCGCGCAGCUGCUAUUAGAGGAAGCUUGGAAGUAAAAGAGGUGGAAACAGGAAAAAGUCUCCUGUGCCCUCUGUAGUUCCCUUCGUAGGGUUCUUGUUCAGAUUUCCUCCCAGUUCUCACAGGGGCCCUGUGUUGCCUUCCUCCUCCUCUUCCUCCUCCUCCUCGGAAGCGGGAUGUGAUGUAAAAACACAGCAACUUUUUUUGCUCCUGUGUCGUUGGAGAGAGCAGAAGUCCUUCUUCCGAUACUCAGUUGAGGCCGAAGCCGUAAAAGAAGUGAAGGCAGCUCCACGGGGACGCAGCGCACAGAUCCAGUGGUUCGUCUCCUCCACCAUGCGCCUCUGAGCCGCUCCGUCUGCCUCCGACACCAAAGUCCAGAGCUGCCGGACCGGACUGCGAGGAAAACGCGUCAUCCCGAGAGGAGCUCGCUGCUGUUGUGGAUCCGGAGGGAACCUGCGGACAGAGAUGUAGCGUAUGUGUUGGCGUGACCGGCGGACCAUCAUGCACCUCUUCCUGCUGCUGAUCCUUCAAGCUACAGCAGCCUCUGGGCAAAUCGACCCCGCACACUGUCGCUAUGCCUUGGGCAUGGAAGAUAAACGGAUUAAAGACGAAGACAUCACAGCGUCCAGUCAGUGGUACGAGACCACGGGGCCACAGUAUGCCAGGUUGAAUCGUGAGGAGGGAGACGGCGCCUGGUGUCCUGAAGGACUGGAGCCUUCAGACACCCAGUACCUGCAGGUGGACCUGGGCCGGCUGACCUUCCUGACAGUGGUCGGGACUCAGGGACGAUACGCCAGAAACUCCGGAAAUGAAUUUGCUCGAUAUUACCGGCUCAACUACAGCAGGGACGGCCUGCUGUGGAAGUCCUGGAGGAACCGGCUGGGGAUCAUGGUGAUGGAGGGCAACAAGAACACAUACGCCUCUGUCAUCAACGACAUCCACCCUCCGAUCAUCACCCGCUACAUCCGUGUGAUCCCAGUCACCAAGCUGUCCACCACCGUUUGCAUGAGGGUGGAGCUGUACGGCUGUUCCUGGGAUGAGGGUCUGAUCUCCUACAGCGCUCCAGAGGGUCAGCUCAUGAUGCAGCCCGGUUAUCCCUUCGCCAACCUCAACGACUCCACGUAUGACGGAGUGCAUGAGAAGAGGAGGCUGUUUGACGGGCUGGGUCAGCUGACAGACGGCGUGAUUGGCCUGGACGACUUCCUCCGGACCCGCCAGUUUAGCGUGUGGCCAGGCUAUGACUACCUGGGCUGGAGGAACGAGUCGCUGGGAAUGCAAGGAUAUGUGGAGAUGGAGUUUGUGUUUGACAGACAGAGGAACUUCACCUCUAUGAAGGUGCACAGUAACAACAUGUUCACCCAUGGUGUGAAGAUCUUCUCCUCCGUCUCCUGCUGGUUUAAGCCCCGGCUCAUUGCCGGCUGGGAGCCAGAGGCCGUGACUUUCAACACGGUGUUGGACGACAGGAACCCCAGUGCCCGUUACGUCACUGUGCCGCUGAACUGCCGCGCUGCCAAAUCCCUCCGCUGCCGCUUUUUCUUCGCCGACGUCUGGAUGAUGUUCAGCGAGAUCUCCUUUCAGUCGGAGGACACCAUACUCCCGACCCAGGCGCCCCUGUUGGUGACUGCAUCUCCAGCCCCUGAGGAGGGCACCAUCACAGCCACACCAAAGACCACAGUCAGUCCAUCAGCCAGUGAUCCGCCUGACGACGGGAACACACCCGUUCUGAUUGGCUGCCUGGUGACCAUCAUCCUCCUGUUGGUCAUCAUCAUCUUCCUCAUCCUCUGGUGCCAGUACGUCUGCAAGGUGCUGGAGAAGGCUCCUCGUCGGAUCCUUGAAGAGGAGGUGACAGUUCGACUGUCAUCCUGCAGUGACACCAUCAUCCUCCAGACCCCCCCUGUGCCCCCCCGCUCCGGACACGCCCCUACAGGCCCUGCCAACGCUGACCCUCACUAUGAGAGAGUGUUCCUGUUGGACCCGCAGUACCAGAACCCGGCGGUGCUGAGAAACAAGCUGCCGGAGCUGUCGCAGAGUGCCGAGGCCUCAGCGUGUGGAGGAGGCUACGCCGAGCCCGACGUCACCCAGUGCACGCCGCACCAGUGUUUCCACAGCAAUGCGCCACACUACGCUGAGACGGACAUCGUGCGGCUGCAGGGCGUCACCGGAAGCAACAUGUAUGCUGUCCCUGCCCUCACCGUGGACUCGCUCACCAGGAAGGACAUUUCUGCCGCCGAGUUCCCACGGCAGCAGCUGAUCUUCAGGGAGAAGCUGGGGGAGGGGCAGUUUGGAGAGGUCCACCUGUGUGAGGCCGAGGGACUCCCAGAAUUCCUUGGGGAAGGAUCACCCCUCCCUGAAAGAGACGGCCACUCAGUGCUGGUGGCUGUUAAACAGCUGAGGGCUGAUGCCACCAGUCAAGCCAGGAACGACUUCCUGAAGGAAAUAAAGAUCAUGUCUCGUCUGAACGACCCUAACAUCAUCCGGCUGCUGUGUGUGUGCGUGUCGUCCGACCCACUGUGCAUGGUGACCGAGUACAUGGAGAACGGAGACCUCAACAUGUUCUUGUCUCAGCGGGAGAUCGAGAGCACGCUGACGCACGCCAACAACAUCCCUUCAGUCAGUCUGUCCGACCUCCUCCACAUGUCGGUGCAGAUCUCGUCGGGGAUGAAGUAUCUGGCGUCUCUGAACUUCGUGCACCGUGACCUGGCCACCAGGAACUGCCUGCUGGACCGCCGCCUCACCAUCAAGAUCGCCGACUUUGGGAUGAGCCGAAACCUGUACAGCAGCGACUACUACCGCAUCCAGGGCCGGGCGGUGCUGCCCAUACGAUGGAUGGCCUGGGAAAGCAUCCUGCUGGGUAAGUUCACCACAGCCAGUGAUGUCUGGGCGUUUGGCGUCACCCUGUGGGAGAUCUUCACGCUGUGUAAGGAGCAGCCCUACAGCCUGCUGUCCGACGAACAGGUCAUAGAGAACACUGGCGAGUUCUUCAGGAACCAGGGCAGACAGAUCUUCCUCUACGCCCCUCCGCUAUGCCCCCCCUCUCUCUUUGAGCUGAUGAUGCGUUGCUGGAGUCGCGACAUCCCCGAUCGACCCACCUUCGAGGGACUUUACCAAGCCCUGAGGCCCCAUGUCAACCAGUGAGCCGAGGCUGCUGGGACGAACCACUCGGGCUUUCCUCAGAGGAAGGUUUGUCCAUCUCUGGACUCCUUUAGGACGACGCUGACACAAGAAGACUGAGGACUGGAACUGCAUUACAAGAGAGAGUUACUGUCAGGGGUAAGGGAAACUGCUUUGGUCACAGGUUGGUAAGAGCAGCAUGCUGUUCUGAGAGACGGGAUGGAGGUGGCAAGACCAAAGGCUGGUCAACGCAGAGGACAGAUCCAACCCUUUCAGUCCGUAGCAAGCAAAGAUUUCUAAUCUUCUAAAACCAUUUCUGUUCACUUUCACAGCUUCAUCCACCUCUUUUUGUGUUACAGUGGUGCCGUAAACUUUCCUCUACUUGACUUUUAAGGGUACCAGGACCUGGACAGGUGCAUCAGCCCUGGUAGUUUCUCCUGUCUCUGUGGUUUUUAUUAUUAUUAUUGGAAAGCACUGUGCCUGUCUCUCUCAGUUAUUCAUGUUCUUAUAUUAACCCACACUGGAGCUAGGGUUAGGGUUAAACUGUAGUGUAGGAUUUUAUUUCUAGAUUUUUAUUCUAUUUUAUUUUACUAGUUUUACCGUAUUUGCCUUGUUUUGUUGUGAACAUGAAUGUUGUUCAGCUGAAGGUCACCGUGCCACGAGGCCGCGCUGUCUGUGGUUCACAGGCUGAAGGUCAGUCGGCGGGUACCUGUGGGGGACUGGGUAAGGACCAGGAUCGGAGGCACACUGAAACUAACAGAUAAAAACUGAGUUGUGCCUUUUUGUUAGUGAUGAAACAAUAUCAUGAUUACAUGUAAUUACUCACUUCGAGGAGCGAGGACUGAUCAGUUAAGGGAGAUGUGAUGUACCCUUUGUCUGACCCCCUGGGACAGAUGGAGCCAUCACCUCUCACUGCGUUAACCAGCCAGUCACAGCUGCACCAUCCCUAAUGCCCCCAAGAAGAUACAUGUAAGAAAAUAUCCUUUUUAUAAAUAUUCCUUUUUCUGCCAUCAGAGGGGGCGGUGUGGCCGGUCGAGUGCUCCUUGAAGUCCAUACUGGUUUGGCAUUGCAUAGCAUUCAGAAGAGUCUAGUUUACAGAACUAAUGCAGCAGAGAACAAAAUGAAUACCGAGCUGUGGACUUCACUGAUUAGAUUAGACUCAACUUUAUUGUCAUUACACAUGUACAAGGCUACUUCUGGCAAACGUCAGAAAAUGUGGAAAAAUAAGUGAUGAUGAUGAUUAUUUCUUCAUACAUGUACUCCAGCAUAGCAAGUGUCAGAAGGACGGGAACAGUUUCAGUAAAGCUGAACUCCUCCACAAAGAGACAGUUAGGAGACAGGAGGGGACGAUACAAAUCAACCUCUGGAGUAAGAAGUGCUCAUCUUUUGUCCUAAACAUUUGAACUAAUUGUUAACCUGUUAGUGGCCAAGCUAGUGUUAGCCAGACAGCUUCAGCUUGGGGAGUCAAGGCAAGUUUAUUUGUUAUAUUUCAUGCUUUACCUCGUGACCUGAAAGCAUUUAAAAUGCAAACUAAAAGAAGGGAAAACUAAAGUAAACCAACCAAAACUAAGAAAAUGAAAAAGUCUAGCCUAUUAGCUGUUGGCUCACCACCUACACUAUUUCACCAAACACUUAAUGUUUGCAGUGGCGCAGGACAUUUCCAUUUCUGACAUUUCACAAUUUUAAGCUGCUCAGCUGAGGCCAGUGUGCAAACAGGUGUGUAGUUUAAAUAAAUAGUUAAAAGGUUAAAGGGGACAAAACAAAUCAGCAUCACCUUCACAGACAUGAGGAAAGACCAAACAGGUUUGAGAGCAUGUUUUUGAGUGUUGUUGUUACAGUAAUGUUUUGUUAUCUGUACUGUACAUGUCUGAGUGUGUGUGUGUGUGUGUGUGUGUGUGUGUGAGAUCUAGAGAAAAUGAGGUGUGCAAAUGUUUCCAACAUUCCUUUGAGCACUGGGAGCUUUGGGCUUUAAGUGGUUUUAACCAGAGUUUCUUUGUUGUGACAGAUGUUGUGCUUUAAAUUAGAAGAUUUUUUUUAAACGAGAGGGAAAAGGUAGGAAGUCAGGAAAGCACUAAACUCAAUCUCCCAGAGUCCUUUGCUACAGUGAGCCUGUGUAUUUUGUUGUGGGUUCUAUUAGAGAGGUUGGCGAGUCUUGUAGUUUGAUAGUGUACAGUAUAAGUGAUCUAUAAUAUCUCAGUGUGUGAAUGCAGAUUAGGUGUGAUAAUUGUUAUUGAUAAUUAAUUAGCUAUCAGAAUCUAUUAAUUAUUUCUCUCUUUACUUC
Molecule: messenger RNA, 5571 nt
Organism: Monopterus albus (swamp eel)
Lineage: Eukaryota; Metazoa; Chordata; Actinopteri; Synbranchiformes; Synbranchidae
Gene: ddr2l
Product: discoidin domain receptor family, member 2, like
Exons: 19
Coding region: 654-3314 (886 amino acids)
Biological process (GO): cell surface receptor protein tyrosine kinase signaling pathway; positive regulation of kinase activity; multicellular organism development
Cellular component (GO): signaling receptor complex; plasma membrane
Molecular function (GO): protein tyrosine kinase collagen receptor activity; collagen binding; ATP binding
Source: RefSeq, a predicted model, not a curated record